AGGAAGGGUGGGGGAGGGGACAGCACCAUUAACCCCUUCAGGACCAGAUGAUUUGGAGCCUUAGUUUGCUGCCGUCUGUUGUUUCUAUUAGAAGCAGCCAUUUAUAAUUGUCUCCUCUUCUUUCCUUCAGGUUUCUCCAACCCAGGAUCCUCUGCUGAUAUCUUCUAUAUAAGAGAAGUUUCCUGAUCAACCAUGAAGAGAGACAGGAACAAGAUGGCCGACAGGAUAAUAAACCUCACCCUACAGAUACUCUUCCGACUUACUGGAGAGGAUUACACAGUAGUGAAGAAGUCCUCUAGUGGGCGCUGUCGGGCCCCUGUGUGUGAAGGAUGGGGAAGAACCCUGAGCCCAAUCCCGGGGCCCCCACCUCACUCCCUGAUACAUGAGGAAAUGGAUGAACAGAAGAUCCUAGAACUGAUCAACAAGAUGAUGGAGCUGCUGACUGGAGAGGUUCCUAUAAGGUGUCAGGACGUGGCGGUCUAUUUCUCCAUGGAGGAGUGGGAGUAUGUAGAAGGACACAAGGAUCAGUACAAGGAUCAGGUGAUGAUGGAGGAUCAGCAGCCCCUCACAUCAGCAGUCAGAUCCAGUAAGAGAACAGCAGCAGAGAGGUGUCCCCGUCCUCUUCUUCCACAGGAUCAGGAUCAGCUUAUGAAUCAGGGGAAAGAUCUGAACUAUAGUAAAGCUCCAGGCAUAAAGGUUAAAGGAGAAGAAGAGGAGACAGAUGUGAGCAGCGAUGCGCAGUAUAUAGAUGACAUUCUUACGGGGAAAAGUCUGAACUAUUUUAAUGCUACAGAUAAAAGGGUAAAAGAAGAAGAAGAGACAGAUGUGAGCAGUGAUGAGCAGUAUAUGGAGGACAUUCCUACAGGGAAAGAUCUGAACUAUAUUAAUGCUACAGACUUAAGGGCAGAAGAAGAAGAGACAGAUGUGAGCAGUGAUGAGCAGUAUAAAGAGGACAUUCCUUCAGGGAAAGAUCUGACCUAUAUUAAUGCUACAGACAUAAGGAAUGAAGAAGAGACAGAUGUGAGCGGUGAUGAGCAGUAUAAGGAGGACAUUCCUACAGGGAAAGAUCUGAACUAUAUUAAUGCUAUAGACUUAAGGGCAGAAGAUGAAGAGACAGAUGUGAGCAGUGAUGAGCAGUAUAAGGAGGACAUUCCUACAGGGAAUGAUCUGACCUAUAACAAUGAUCCAGAUAUAAGGGAAGAAGAAGAGACAGAUGUGAGCGGUGAUGAUCAGUAUAAGGAGGACAUUUAUACAGGGAAAGAUCUAAACUAUAUGAAUGCUACAGACAUCAGGGAAGAAGAGACAAGUGUGAGCGGUAAUGAGCAGUAUAUGGAGGAUAUUCCUACAGGUAACACCCUAGAUGACUGUACCAGGAGAUCAGAGGAAAAUCUUAUAUCUUCAUAUUAUAAAGCAGAUGAUGAUAUCACACAAGAUACAUAUGAAGAACAUUCCAUUAUCCCAGAUACACUCUCAGCCCUUCACAGACAAGAUCUGUCAUCUGAUCCUUAUAUACAGGUUCUACCCUCUGAUCCAUCAGAGCAAAAUAUAAGUCACAAAAGGGGCGAUGAACAACAAAAAUCUCACACAGAGAAGCAAUUUUCAUGUUCCGAAUGUAGAAAAUAUUUUACUCAGAAAUGCUAUCUUAAACGACACGACAGAAUUCACACAGGGGAGAAGCCAUUUCCAUGCCCACAAUGUGGAAAAUGUUUUAAUCGGAAAUCAAACCUUGUUGAACAUCGGAAAACUCACACAGGGGAGAAGCCAUUUUCAUGCCAAGAAUGUGGGAAAUGUUUUACUUGGAAAAAAGAUGUAGUUCUACAUGAGAGAAUUCACACAAGGGAGAAGACCUUUUCAUGCUCAGAAUGUGAGAAGUGUUUCAUUUACAAAUCAAGACUUAUUGAACAUCAAAAAACUCACACAGGGGAGAAGCAAUUUUCAUGUCCAGAAUGUGGGAAAUGUUUUACUACAAAAUCAAAACUUGUCUUACAUCAUAAAACUCACACAGGGGAGAAGCCUUUCUCCUGUUCAGAAUGUGUGAAAUGUUUUACUCAAAAAGCAAUGCUUGUUAAACAUUUUAAAAUUCACACAGGGGAAAAUUCAUUUCCAUGUUCAGAAUGUGGGAAAUGUUUUACACAAAAAACAACACUUGUUAAACAUCAGAGAGUCCACACAGGGGAGAAGCCAUUUUCAUGCCCAGAAUGUGGAAAAAGUUUUAAGGAGAAGUCAGAUCUAAUUAAACAUCAGAGAAUUCACACAGGGGAGAAGCCAUUUUCAUGUUCAGAAUGUGGAAAAUGCUUUAGGGAGAAAACACAACUUGCUAAACAUCAGAGAAUCCACACAGGAGAGAAGCCAUUUUCAUGUUCGGAAUGUGGGAAAUGUUAUACUCAAAAAGCAAAGCUUGUUAGACAUCAGAGAAAUCACACAGGGGAGAAGCCAUUUCCAUGCCUAGAAUGUAGGAAGUGUUUUAAUGAAAAUUCAGAUCUUAUUAAACAUCAGAGAAUUCACACAGGGGAUAAGCCAUUUUCAUGUUCAGAGUGUGGGAAACGUUAUAAUCUGAAAUCAAGUCUUGUUACACAUCAGAGAAUUCACACAGGAGAGAAGCUUUUUAUAUGUCAUGACUGUGGGAAAUGUUUUACUGCAAACUCAAGUCUGGUUGAACAUAUGAGAAUUCACACAGGUGAGAAACCAUAUUUAUGUACAGAAUGUGGAAAAUGUUUUAACGUUAAAUCAACGCUUGUUACACAUCAGAGAAUCCACACAGGGGAGAAGCCAUAUUCCUGCCCAGAAUGUGGAAAGUCCUUUAACCGAAAGUCAACUUUAAAUGACCAUCAAAGAACCCAUACAGGAAGAAUAUUUUCAUGCUUAGAAUGUGGAAAAUGUUUUAACCGAGAGUCAACUCUAAUUAAACAUCAAAAAACUCACAAAGAUCUUGAAAAAGAUCAGAGAAUUCCCACAAGGGAGAAGACAUUUUCAUGCUCAGAAUGUGAGAAGUGUUUAAUUUACAAAUCAAGACUUAUUGAACGUGUUCAGAAUAAGAUCAAGGAUGUUAUUGAUGCUGGACAGGAACUCAUCGGCAGCAUCUUGAUGGGUGGUCUUGGGGGAGUAGAGGUCACUGUAUUAAUCUCCGACGACUCCGAUUACUUUCUCUGUCCUCGAUGCAAUGUUUCCGGUCGCCUCUCGCAGCCAAGUGAGAGGCGUAUGGCGGGCGUGGAGCUGCCUGAAAAAGAAAGAGUUAAAUGGGCACUCUUAUUAAAACGAAUUUUUGCUAUAGCGCUCCUUAUGGCUCCUACAUUAAAGAAUUUUCUACAGGUGUAUGAGAGAAUUCUCCUGAAUGAGUGCUCAACGAUGGAGAGAGACAGGAACAAGAUGGCCGACAGGAUAAUAAACCUCACCCUACAGAUACUCUUCCGGCUUACUGGAGAGGAUUACACAGUAGUUAAGAAGGCCCCUGUGUGUGAAGGAUGGGGAAGAACCCUGAGCCCAAUCCUGGGGCCCCCACCUCACUCCCUGAUACAUGAGGAAAUGGAUGAACAGAAGAUUCUAGAACUGAUCAACAAGAUGAUGGAGCUGCUGACUGGAGAGGUUCCUAUAAGGUGUCAGGACGUGGCGGUCUAUUUCUCCAUGGAGGAGUGGGAGUAUGUAGAAGGACACAAGGAUCAGUACAAGGAUCAGGUGAUGAUGGAGGAUCAGCAGCCCUUCACAUCAGCAGUCAGAUCCAGUAAGAGAACAGCAGCAGAGAGGUGUCCCCGUCCUCUUCUUCCACAGGAUCAGGAUCAGGUUGAAGAUCUGAAGAAUAUUUAUGGUAUACACAUAAUAGUAAAAGAAGAGGAGACAGAUGUGAGCGGUGAUGAGCAGUAUAAGGAGGACAUUCCUACAAGGAAAGAUCUGAUGUAUAUUAAUGCUACAGACAUAAGGGAAGAAGAAGAGACAGAUAAGAGCGGUGAUGAGCAGUAUAAGGAGGACAUUUCUACAGGAAAAGAUCUGAUGUACAUUAAUGCUACAGAUAUAAGGGAAGAAGAAGAGACAGAUGUGAGCGGUGAUGAGCAGUAUAAGGAAGACAUUCCUACAGGGAAAGGUCUGAUCUAUAUGAAUGCUAUAAAAGUAAAAGAAGAGGAGACAGAUGUGAGCCGUGAUGAUCAGUAUAAGGGGGACAUUCCUACAGAUAAUCGUCCAGAUUCUUGUACCCGGAGAUCAGAGGAGAAUCUUAUAUCUUCAUAUUAUAAAGCAGAUGAUGAUAUCACACAAGAUACAUAUGAAGAACAUUCCAUUAUCCCAGAUACACCCUCAGCCCUUCACAGACAAGAUCUGUCAUCUCAUCCUGUUAUACCCGUCCUGUCUUCUGAUCCAUCACAGACUGUUACACAAAAUAAAAGUUACAGAAAGGAUGAUGCACAUCAAAGAUUUCAGACAGAAAAGUAUCCAUGUUCAUGUUCACAAUGUGGAAAAUGUUUUACCCAUAAAAAAUAUCUUGUGAUACAUCAGGUCAUCCACACAACGCGGAGGCCAUUUUCAUGUUCAGAAUGUGGGAAAUGUUUUAAUGCAAACAACAAUUUUCUUAAACAUCAUAUAAUUCCCACAGGGCAGGAGCAAUUCCCAUGUUCAGUGUGUGGGAAAUGUUAUAUUAGGAAAGCGGGUCUUGAUCAGCAUCAGAGAAUUCACACAGGAGGGAAGCCCUUUUCAUGCUCUGCAUGUGGGAAAUGUUUUAUUAGGAAAUCAACUCUUGUUGAACAUCAGAGAAGUCACACGGAGGAGAAGCAAUUUUCAUGUUCGGAAUGUGCGAAAAGUUUUACUAUGAAAUCAAAGCUUGCUAGACACGUGAGAAUUCACACGGGAGAGAAGCCAUUUUCAUGUUCACAAUGUGGAAAAUGUUUUACUCAGAAAUCCCAUCUCGUUGACCAUCAAAAAUUUCACACAGGCGAGAAGCCGUUUUCAUGCCCAGUAUGUGCAAAAUGUUUUACUUUAAAGUCACAGGUGGUUAGACAUCAGAGAAUGCACACAGAGGAAAAGCCAUUUUCAUGCCCAGAAUGUGGCAACUGUUUCACUCAGAAAUCGGGCCUUGUUCACCAUCAGAGAAUUCACACAGGGGAGAAGCCAUUUACCUGUUCAGAAUGUGGGAAAUGUUAUAUUAGGAAAUCGGAUCUUGUUAAACAUCAAAGAACUCACACAGGGGAAAAGCCAUAUUCAUGUUCAGAAUGUGGGAAAUGUUUUACUUUAAAACCAAGGCUUGUUAGACAUUUGAGAAUUCACACGGGGGAGAAGCCGUUCACGUGUCCGGAAUGUGGGAAAUGUUUCACUCAGAAGUCGGCUCUUUUUCAACACAAGAGAAUUCACACUGGGGAGAAGCCACAUUCUUGUUCGGAAUGUGGGAAAUCUUUUUCACGGAAACUAGAUCUUGUUCUACAUCAGAGAAUUCACACUGGGGAGAAGCCAUUUUCAUGCUCGGAAUGCGGGAAGUGUUUUACCCACAAGUCAUCUCUAACUGCACAUCAAAGAGCUCACACGAGAAAAGCAUUUUCAUGACCAGAGUGUGGGAAAGUUUUUAUCCAAAAAUCACAUCUUCAGUCAGAUAAGAUUUUUUUUUUUGUAUCCUUGGAAAACAAUUCAAAAACAAUUGUAUCAAUGUAUCCUUGGAAAACAUUAAAUUUUUUCACAUUUUUGGGAGAUGAUUUUGUAUUUCAGAAGUACUAUGCAAUAAAAAAUUUAAAAAAAUCUGAUAUUGAAAUUGCAUAACUAGGAAGAGAAAUGAUUCUAAAAUAUCUAUAUCUUAUGGGGC
Messenger RNA from Hyla sarda, 5773 nucleotides. RefSeq lists its product as uncharacterized. The transcript has 14 exons. Gene Ontology annotation, biological process: regulation of DNA-templated transcription. The record is from RefSeq and is a predicted model, not a curated record. NCBI's taxonomy places the organism in Eukaryota, Metazoa, Chordata, Amphibia, Anura, Hylidae. Bases 193 to 5520 code for a protein of 1775 amino acids.